CUCGUUAUUUAUCGAUGAACCCACUGUUUGAAAAAGUUUAAAGUUUAUCAAUGGUAAACCUGUUUAUUUAGCCGCGAUAAGGACAUCAGCGCAAGAAAACAUUUAACAGUUUCCUAAAUAAGCGCAAUUUCUGCUUAUUUCUAGUGCGUGUAACUUCGAUUAUGGAAGCCUAUGUGGGAACAUCAGAUUGCGAUGACAGCCUCCAAGUGGUAGACAUAAAAAAUCUACAGAAAAUUUUGACGGAGGAUGAAAUACAUUUUUCAGACAUGACGUCUCUAGGGACAAUGAUGCUGCUCGAGCACACUGCCUCCAAAAUGCCCGAGGAAGCAAGCGAAGAACUGGACGACGACACCAACUUGCACAGGCUCUCCCUGGCCUACGAAAGGCUGCACACAAUGCCCAAGAUACUGACAGAAGAACUGGCGCCUUACGUGAGGAUCCUAGACUUAAGCAACAAUGAAUUUGAGAGUUUAGAUUUUCUAAGCGAGUUCACGGAGUUGACACACUUGAUAUGUGACCGCAACAAUAUAACCUCUAAGACUGUCAUUCCGUUCCUGCCCAAGUUGGAGUUGCUGUGGAUGAAUCAUUGCAAGAUCUCUGAACUGUAUCCUUGGGCGAGGAAAUUGCUCCAUUCCUGUCCCAGUUUAAGAUAUCUUUCACUGAUGGGCAACCCGAUAGCCCCGUCCUUUUUGAGAGGGGGAACGUUCUUUGAGUAUUUACAGUAUAGGUUGUUCAUUGUAUCUCUCUUUCCUUACCUGAUACAUUUAGACGACAAAAUAGUCACACUAGAAGAAAGGAAAGAGGCGCAAGAAAUUUAUCACAGGCCGCUCAUGGAAAGGUUUGUGACAAGGACGCAAAAGAGCUUACCAUCCUGUCUAAGAGAAAUGUCUGAAAAAGUGUCAGAGUUAUUAACACCAACGCCAGCAUUUAUGGUUCCCAAGAAAAAUGUUAUAAUUUAAUUUUUUUAUAAUUUUGCCACUCUUUUUUUAUUGAAAUUCGAACUGAAAUAAUUUUAAUGAAUUAACUAGAAAUAAUAGAUAGCGUAGUAUAUUUGAAAGGCGCCAAUUUCGGAUCUGGAUCUCUAAAUAAUGUAAUAAAUUUUUUGUAAAAAUAAAUACCCACUAUAGAUUUUAA
Anoplophora glabripennis (Asian longhorned beetle) is the source of this 1134-nucleotide messenger RNA. RefSeq names its product leucine-rich melanocyte differentiation-associated protein-like. The record is from RefSeq and is a predicted model, not a curated record. Bases 162 to 959 code for a protein of 265 amino acids. Lineage: Eukaryota; Metazoa; Arthropoda; Insecta; Coleoptera; Cerambycidae. The transcript is spliced from 6 exons.